AUGACAGUUGUCGCGGCAGCUGGAAACGAGAGACUUACACUCGAGUGUGACGCCUGGAUCAAGUCUUGCCGCAGCUUGGCCAAUCUCCAAGCGAUCCACAAGCGGAUCAUCCUCCGCCACGGCGGCCUCUUCCUCGAUCGCAACACCGGCCUCUCAAAUCUCCUGCUCCAGCGCUAUGCCCGCUGCGGCAGCCUUGAUCACGCGGAGCAAAUCUUCGCCGCCAUCCGGGACAAAGACGUCAUCUCCUGGAAUGCCAUGCUCUCCGCAUAUGCCCGGACGGGGCAUCACACCGCCCAAGCCAAGCUCCUCUUCGACUCCAUCCCCGACCGCGAUCGCGUCUCCUGGAACGCGAUGCUGGGCGCCUACGUCCACGCCGGAAACCUCCAGGAAUGCAAAGACAUCUUCGAUAGAUUUCCGGAACGAGACAUAGUUUCAUGGAACUCUCUCCUUGCGGCAUAUGCCCAAAAAGGGCAAAUGGACAAAGCCCAAGUUGUGUUUGAUCAGAUGCCCGAGAGAGGCCUGAUCACCUGGAACACAAUGCUGGCAGCAAACUCCAGAAACAACCAUGUCGCUCAAGCCAAGAAACUCUUCGACGAAAUGCCGGAGAGAGACUAUAUCUCCUGGAACACGAUGAUGAACGCAUAUACCCAAGCCGGGCAUAGUCGCGAGGCCAAAGAGCUCUUCGACCAAAUGCCAGCGCGGGAUAUAGUUUCAUGGAACGGGCUUCUCAUCAUGUACGGGACGAGUGGCAAGACCGACCCGGCCAGAAGCGUGUUCGACGCUAUGCCGUACAGAGAUCUCGUCUGCUGGAACGUCAUGGUCUCUGUGUAUGCCCAGUCCGGGCAUCUGGAUCCUGCCAGGGAGCUGUUUGAUCGCGCGCCGGAGCGAGACAUCGUGGUGUGGAAUGCGAUGCUAUCGGCAUACGCAAAAGCAGCAGCAGCGGCAUACAAUCGCAAGCGCCAGAGAGACGUCACACUCAGCAAAAUGGUAGUCGACAUCAAGCCUGUGGGAGCUGAUGGCUCCGAAGUCCAUCCCACCACCUUUGCCUCCAAAGAAAAAGAUAGUGAAAUCGAGGACGAGGACGAGGAGGAGCGGCGGCGAUGCCACCGGGAUUUGGAGGCGGCGCGGGAGCUCUUCGAUGCAAUGCCGGACCGAAAUGUGAUCUCCUGGACGACGAUGCUGACGCUGUACGCCCAGAGCGGGCAUGUCGGUGAGGCCAAGCGUAUCUUCGAUCACGCGUUGAUGCCCGAGAGGGACGUAGUUUGCUGGAACGCUCUCUUGGCUGCCUACGCGCAGGCCGGGAACACCCCGGCUGCCACCCGGAUCUUCGCGCUCAUGCCUUCGCGCAACCUCGAGUCCACCAACGUCAUGCUCGCGAUGCUGUUCCACAGCUCAAACUCGCGAUCCAUCGCUCGCGGGCGGCGGAUCUUCGCGCGCUCUAUCCGCGAUGGGAUUGCUCCCGACGAGGUGAGCUUCGUCCAUAUGCUCUUUGCUUGCAGCCACUCGGGCGGAUUGAGCGCGGGGCUGCGCUACUUCCGAUCCAUGGCGAUGGAUUUUGCGCUGCGCGGGACGAAGCAGCAGUAUAGCAUCAUGAUCGAUAUCAUUGCCCGCGCUGGGCAUCUGGAGGACGCGCGCGAGCUCAUCACAAACAUGCCGUUCUUGCCCGAUUCUCGCGACUGGACGAGCUUGCUGGAUGCUUGCCGGAGUAGCAGUGGCAAGAGCGCCAUGAAAGAGCGCGUGAUCGACGUUGCCAGGCACGCGAUUCGAUCGGAUCCACGGGACUCGGCACUCUACGUUUUGAGCACAAACAAUCUUUGA
Messenger RNA from Selaginella moellendorffii, 1818 nucleotides. Its product is annotated as pentatricopeptide repeat-containing protein At4g02750-like. The transcript has a single exon. The record is from RefSeq and is a predicted model, not a curated record. Bases 1 to 1818 code for a protein of 605 amino acids. NCBI's taxonomy places the organism in Eukaryota, Viridiplantae, Streptophyta, Lycopodiopsida, Selaginellales, Selaginellaceae. Gene Ontology annotation, molecular function: protein binding.